Hydractinia symbiolongicarpus is the source of this 2678-nucleotide messenger RNA. RefSeq names its product mothers against decapentaplegic homolog 4-like. Bases 55 to 2358 code for a protein of 767 amino acids. Gene Ontology annotation, cellular component: heteromeric SMAD protein complex. Lineage: Eukaryota; Metazoa; Cnidaria; Hydrozoa; Anthoathecata; Hydractiniidae. Gene Ontology annotation, biological process: anatomical structure morphogenesis; cell differentiation; SMAD protein signal transduction. The transcript is spliced from 11 exons. Gene Ontology annotation, molecular function: DNA-binding transcription factor activity, RNA polymerase II-specific; RNA polymerase II cis-regulatory region sequence-specific DNA binding; I-SMAD binding. The record is from RefSeq and is a predicted model, not a curated record.
CUCCAUCACCUUCAAUUUUUUUACGUGCUUGUUGUGUGAAAAAUUAAAAACAACAUGGCUGUCUCGGCGCCAUCCUCAAAUGAUGCUUGUCUCAGUAUUGUUCAUAGUUUAAUGUGUCACAGGCAAGGCGGUGAAUCAGAAUCUUUUGCAAAGAGAGCUAUAGAAUCCUUAAUAAAAAAGUUAAAGGAGAAAAAGGACGAGCUUGAAGCUUUAAUAACAUCCAUAACAACUGCUGGUGCUCACCCUACGAAAUGUGUUACGAUCCAACGAACUUUAGAUGGUAGACUUCAAGUGGCAGGAAGAAAAGGUUUUCCCCAUGUUAUAUAUGCACGAAUCUGGAGGUGGCCAGACCUACAUAAAAACGAGUUAAAACAUGCAGCAUAUUGUCAGUAUGCCUUCGACCUAAAGUGUGAAAACGUUUGUAUCAACCCAUAUCACUAUGAACGAGUUGUAUCACCAGACUUAUCUACAUUAUCAAUAUCACAGCACACUUCUGAUGCUAAUAGUGCACUUAGUCCAACGCAUGGAGAUUUCAAGCCACGUGAUCUCAACGUACCACCCUACAGAGGUGGGAUGUCGAUGUCUGGUUCAGGUCAUCCACCACUACACAACGAGAUUCCCUACCGCAUGUUUCCGCCUCAGCUAAAACCCGAGAUUGACCGACCAAUACACCAACCAGUUCACGGAGAAAGACAUGGGUUACCUAGUAUGGUACCUAUGCACGUGGAAAAACAUGACAUGUCGCCACAUACAGGUGGUGGUUACUCCCAAAUGGCAAGUACCAACCUACAAGGCCGACCACCGAUCCAUGGUAGUCAUAUGACAGGCCACGGAACAGGCCUUACUUCACCACACAGUAUGGGCGCACACGCAAGUCCAUCUAUGGUGGCUCCACAUGCGCCGCAGGGUGGAAUCAAUUCGGUAGAAGCACCCACUAUGAGGGACCAUCAUAUGGAAGGAAGAGGGCACGUAGACCAUGCAGGACGUCGACCAAGUGACCACAUGAUGCAACAGGAUGGGCACGGCGUUCACAGUCCUGGUGAACAUAUUUCUGACCGUCAUCAUUCAAUGUCUGGACAUAACAGUUUCUCGUCUGCAAGCCAGUACAUGCAUCGGCCGUCUGGCAUGCCAAGUCACUCAUCCAUGUCUGGUGCUCCAUCGCAUGUAAACUCUCCCACUAUGAUGCAGGCUCACCCUGGGAUGCCACCUCAUCCGGCAAUUAAUUCCCAACCAAGUUCCAACCGAUCUUCACAGUCGUCGACGAGCGCUCCACCAUUGACUCCAGUACCACCCCACGCCGCAUCUCCAAUUCAUGCUGGUCAUAUAAGCCGACAUGGAAGUGCAAGUGAUAUAGAGAAAUUAGCUGAUCAUCAAAGUGGGACGGGAGGUCAACAAAUCUCCUCAUCGUCUGCUUCCACUACUAGUCGGCCGAGUUGGUCUGCUAUGAGCCAGCAAAGUCCUCAAACAUCGAGCACUUCUGAAGUACAAACCUCUCGAUCACACUCUGGCAUGGGCGUUUCCACCUUUCCAAUACAAUCACCGAAUUCGAGCAGCAUGACUGGCGGACAAACCUUUUGGAAUCCACCAGAACAGCCUACACAGCGCGGUGUUGAUUAUUCUCGUUCCUUGUCACAGUCAUCUACGUCUGGACUUCUAUCGAGACACCCUCCGCCCGAUUUCUGGACGACGAUUGCAUAUUACGAAUUGGAUCAACAAGUGGGAGAAAUCUUUAAAGUUCCACAGCGUUGCAGCAGCGUCAUAGUGGAUGGUUACGUGGAUGCUUCUGGUAACGGUGGAAAUCGAUUUUGUUUGGGACAGCUUUCAAAUGUUCACAGAACUGAGGCUAGCGAAAAAGCGCUUUUGCAUAUCGGACGAGGUAUCCAACUUGACAGACGAGGUGAAGGUGAUGUUUGGGUGCGCUGUUUGAGCGACCAAAGUGUGUUCGUUUCAAGUUACUACCUAGACAGACAAGCUGGUCGCUCACCCGGCGAUGCGGUGCACAAAAUAUACCCUCAAGCUUACAUAAAAGUUUUUGAUUUACGCAUGUGUUUUGAACAAAUGAAACAGCAAGCGCAAGCUGCUCAGGCUGCUGCCGCCGCUCAGGUGGCUGCUGUGGCUGGCGGUGCAGGUGCAGCGUAUAGUAUGAGUCAUCCAUCAGCUACUAUCGGCGUGGAUGACUUGCGCAGACUUUGUUUACUCCGUCUCAGCUUCGUGAAGGGCUGGGGUCCUGAUUAUCCGAGGCAGUCUAUAAAGCAGACUCCAUGUUGGAUUGAAGUUCGUCUGCAUCGGUCUUUACAGCUGUUGGACGAAGUUCUGCACCAGAUUCCUAUCAAUGAGCCAAUGCCGAGCGAUCGUUGAUAGAAACAUUUCCGCCUGGCUUGUUACUGUGAUGCUUUGCCAAUUUACCGCGGUUUGGAAAUUCUUUUAAAAUAAAGUCUACAUUUCUUAAAAACGAAAGUUCUGCCCUCACAUUGGAGCUGGGAUCUUACUGUUGCAGAUUGAAUGAUCUUUAAAAAUUAGCUAUCCUGUUUUAAAUAACUUUUAUAUAUUUAAGUGUAUUAUAUUUUUUAGAUUUUUUAAUUUUAAAUACGACACUUUAUUUUUAUUUUUUACAUAUAUGGACAAUGUAUACUGUGUGCCGUGAACGUUCAGUCUAUAAGAGUACAUUUUAGUGGUAA